Molecule: messenger RNA, 1146 nt
Organism: Bradysia coprophila
Lineage: Eukaryota; Metazoa; Arthropoda; Insecta; Diptera; Sciaridae
Gene: eIF3h
Product: eukaryotic translation initiation factor 3 subunit h
Cellular component (GO): eukaryotic translation initiation factor 3 complex; cytoplasm
Molecular function (GO): metallopeptidase activity; protein binding; translation initiation factor activity
Source: RefSeq, a predicted model, not a curated record
GAUUAAAUCAAUUGUUGCCAACAUAACCAGCAUCGCCACAAUACAUAUUCUUUCUAUCAAGUGAAAAAUGGCUCACCGCGGUGGUAAUUCUCGUCGUAAUCAAGAUAUCGACACUACGAUCACUUCUGUGCAAUGUGAUGGACUGGCCGUUAUGAAGAUGGUCAAACAUUGCCAUGAAGAAUCGCUUAGUAAUAUGGAUGUAGCUCAAGGAGCACUUUUGGGAUUGGUUGUUGACAAACGUUUGGAGAUCACCAACUGUUUCCCAUUUCCGAAAAUUCCCGACGAAACAAUGGACGAAGAAGAAUACCAAUUGGCUAUGAUGCGUCGUCUCCGACGUGUCAAUGUGGAUCAUUUCCAUGUCGGCUGGUACCAGAGUUCUGAUGUUGGAAAUUUCUUGUCACUGCCGCUGUUGGAGUCUCAAUACCAUUACCAAACCAGCAUUGAAGAGUCUGUGGUGGUCAUUUAUGACACCCAAAAGUCGGCCCGUGGUUUUUUGACGCUGAAAGCGUAUCGAUUAACGCCUCAGGCGAUAGCCAUGUACAAGGAGGGAGACUUUACACCGGAUGCACUGAGACAGUUGAAGAUCAGUUACGAGAGUCUGUUUGUUGAGGUGCCGAUUGUCAUUAGAAACUCAGCCCUAACGAAUAUCAUGAUGUCCGAGCUGUCGGAAAUGGUUCCCGAAGAAGAUGGCACUCAUUUUCUUGAUCUGGGCACCGCGUCAGUGUUGGAGAAUCAUUUGAGAUGUUUGAUGGAACGCGUUGACGAACUGAAUCAAGAAGCCACUAAAUUCAAUAAAUACCAACAAAUGGUCAAUCGUCAAGAACAGGAGAAACAUCGAAUGCUGGCCAAACAUGUGCAAGAAAAUGACAUGCGCAAGAACAGAGGCGAAGAACCACUGCCGGAAGAGGAUGUCACAAAAGCAUUCCGUCCGAUCCCAGUUCCGCCAAGAUUGAAUUCGAUGAUCGUUUCCGGACAAAUCAACACGUAUUCUCAACAUAUUUCGCAGUUUUGCUCACAAUCGCUGGCUAAGCUGUACAUUACCCAAGCUCUUCAAAAAGCUAAGGAAAAUCGAAAUUAAUUUUGUAGACGCAACUGUUCGUGUUUCUUGUGGAUGAAUGUGAUGAAUAAAAGCUGGCAUUCAAAAGG